AUGAGGAUUUUCUAUGCAAAGGAAAGGGCUCUUGAUAGGAUUAAUGGUCCAUGGAAUGAGAGUUUACAGUUGCUUUACACCUUCAAAGCUGAAGUGGAGACGGCUAGUCCAGGGAGUGUUGUAGAGAUUGACAAGCAUACAGUUAAGUACAAAUUAAAAGGGAAGUCACUGGAGAAGGAGGGCUUCAGGAGGGCUUUUGUUUGUUUCAAGGCUUGCUGGCAGGGGUUUCUGAAUGGUUGUAGGCCCUAUUUGGCUGUUGAUGCAACUGCUUUGAAUGGAAGAUGGAGAGGCCAGCUAGCAGCAGCUUGUGCAGUUGAUGGACACAACUGGCUAUUCCCAGUUGCAUUUGGUGUGUUGGAGGUAGAGUCCGAGGAGAGUUGGUUCUGGUUUCUGCAGCAGUUGUGCAACAUUAUAGGUACACCCUCAGGUUUAGUUAUACACACAGAUGCUUGCAAGGGUUUAGAAACUGCAGUAGAAAUUCUAUUCCCUGGAGUGGAACAUAGGGAAUGUAUGCGACACCUAGCGCAGAAUUUUAAAAAGAAAUUCAAAGGCAAAGUUUAUGAUGAGAAUCUAUGGCCAGCAUCAUACACAUGCAGCGUGAGGAAGCAUGAGCACCAUUUGAGAGUGUUGUAUGCUCACAAUCCUUUGGUGAAGGAGUACAUGGAUGAACAUCAUGGAAAGGUGUGGUCAAGAAGCAAAUUCAAUGAAAUCUGCAAAGUAGACUAUGUGACCAAUAACCUCGCUGAGUGUUUCAAUGCAAAGUUCAAGUCAGUGAAAGGGCUUUUGUUGUGGCAAGCAUUUCAUAAGAUCAGGAAGAUGAUCAUGACAAAGAUAGCUCUUCGUAAAAGAAUUGCAGAAACACAAUAUGUUGGCUAUCUUAUGCUCCCAUCUCUAAUUAAGGCAUUGCAUGCCAAGGCAAGAGGACUAAGGAUGAAAUGCAUUCGACCGUCGACAUACGAGGCUGAGGUGACAUACACUAACAGUAAAAAUAUGGAAUGGAGAUAUCCAGUGAACCUUGCAACUAAUGAAUGCAGUCGUAGGCAAUGGCAGAUCCGCGGGAAGCCGUGCAUACAUGCCCUACAUCUCAUGACUAUUAUUGGAGGUGAAGAUGGUGAAGUUGAUCAGUAUUGCUCUGAAUAUUUCUCUGUUUCCAAAUUUAGGGUUGCUUAUGCUGAAAAUGUGCCUGCACUCUUGGGAAAAGACCAAUGGAACAUAGUAGACCCAGGGUUCAAACUCCGUUCUCCUGUACUGACUAGACCACCAGGAAGACCAAGGAAAAACAGGAUAAGAGUUGGUGAAGAGGGUCGCGUAAAAAAACAACGUAAGUGCAAAAGAUGUGGUAUCCUAGGGCAUAUUGCUAGGUGA
This is a messenger RNA of Aegilops tauschii subsp. strangulata, 1365 nucleotides long. RefSeq lists its product as uncharacterized. NCBI's taxonomy places the organism in Eukaryota, Viridiplantae, Streptophyta, Magnoliopsida, Poales, Poaceae. Gene Ontology annotation, molecular function: zinc ion binding. The record is from RefSeq and is a predicted model, not a curated record.